This is a messenger RNA of Aedes albopictus (Asian tiger mosquito), 12998 nucleotides long. RefSeq lists its product as uncharacterized. The transcript is spliced from 2 exons. The record is from RefSeq and is a predicted model, not a curated record. NCBI's taxonomy places the organism in Eukaryota, Metazoa, Arthropoda, Insecta, Diptera, Culicidae. Bases 11965 to 12972 code for a protein of 335 amino acids.
CUCACGCGUGAGUUACUCAUUUUACUCACGGUGAGUUUAGUGAGUAAGUUAUUUUUGUUGGUUUGAAAAGAUGUUUUCGUUUGUUCUGUACUGCAAUGGUGAUUAUUUAUAUACAAGGCACAGUUUUCGAGGAAAGGUGCAUCUGCUCGAGAGCUUUGGCACCAUAGGCUAAAAACUCUUAUUGUUUACCCAUGCGUAGGUAAGUAAAGUAAUAUCAUCAAUUAGGAAAUCUCUAUAUUUUACCACACUUUGUCAAUGGUAUAACUUUUUUCGCAUACGUCGGGUCACUUUACGGUAUUCAAUAAAGAUGUUUGGCAUAUAUUUACCUACCUUCAAAUUAAAAAUGGUAGGGUCAAUUACAGCAUCUCCUAGGUCCAAACAUUUAAAACUUUUCUUUUUUGCAUACAUUUGAUCGUUUUUUCCCAUGUGGCUAGUUUCUAUUACUAUGCAAAAAUAUAGGGCAUAUAAUGGACAAAUAGUGGUUUCGCUUCAAAACUGCUUGAGUAGGCAAGUAAGGAAAAAAAGUUUUACACUGGUAACGCCUCCUUUGUAAAUCUAAAAGAGCUGUAGUUUUUUCUGCCCGGAAAAAUAAUCCGUUCUAUUAUUCCGUAAGGAAAAGUAACGUUUUUCCUCAUACUAAACACUUGAUCAGUUUGUAAGUUAGCAUUUACAAAAAAUAGUAAAUUUACUUGAGUACUCAACUUUCGAACAUGAAACUUACACACUAAACGCAUCCAGCAAAGCAAAAACCAGCAAAACGAAUAGUUGAUUUUUAAGCAAUUUUUUGCUAGAAUCCGGUACAACUUUGUGCCCUAUCAGCACAAAUUGCUGGAUAAUUCAUAAAAAAGUGCUAAGACUUGAUAGAAUUGAAACAAAACUUUAUUGGAACUUAUGGGUGACAAAAGGAACAAAUUUCCAAAGGGGCCAGACAUGUUUAAUUCUUAGCUUAGUAUACUAUAGUAUACUGUAAUAUAGGGUAUCGGGCUGCUUCGUUGGCAUAGUCCCCUCAUUCGGCCUAUCUUAACGUUAACCAAAAACUCAAACAAACACGCAUAACUGGAGAUCGGAAAAGCUAUGCGCCACACAACUGUAACAUUUCGUUUCAAUUUUAACAUUUUGGAGCAUUAAAAUUGAAUGAAAAUGUCACUUUGUUUAGCUUUUGUAGACGCCAUGAUUCUUCGGCUUAGUGGGUAGUCUAUAUACAUGAUCAUAAAUGGCCUGAUUCUGGAACAUUUCGAUUUGACUUUUCGAUAAUUGAACAUUUUAUGCGACGGUCAAAGACGCAAUUAUGAUCUUGUAUAUUUGUUUUCAAAGAAAAAUAACUAUUUUACAAAAUAAAUGUGGGCAGAAUAUUGAGGACAUUUAUUUCACUAUGUACCCAAAUCUUGGCCCAUCAGUAAAGUGACGUCAACAACAUCGAAAAAGUGACGUCAACCACAUUGCUUGCGAUUGAACCAGAAAGAACGAACGGGAAGAAAGAUUUUGUGUGCGGUGACUGUUAAAAUAUAACACAAAAAUGGAGUUGCAUUGUUUUCGUAACUAAAUUAAGAAAGAACUUUAGUUUAAGUUAUUUCUUUAUAGUUAUGUGAAAAUUUGGCUCCAAAAAUGUAAUUUGAGAGCAAGAUUGGUGAACAAACAGUGAUAAUACUUCAGCAGAAAUAUUAAAAAAUUAUAGAAUAAGUGGUUCUAGCGUUUGGAAAGCGAUAGGCCAACGUUGUAUCCACUAAUAGGCCAAUUUUUGUACCGUAGACCAACGUUGCAUACCAUCGCAUCGAAUCUUUUCAACGUAAUUAAGUAAGUUCUUGAAUAUUUAUGCUAGUUUACUUCCAAUUGCAGGAUCAUACACUGCCUAGAGUGCGUGAUAGAGUGAAGACAUCAUUUAUACUGCUAUUAAUUCACGAGUUAUGGUCAAAAUUGUCAAGGCGGCUGGCAUAUUAGGCCAAGGAACGGUACACAUACCCUAUUUGUGCAUCAUAGCCAUGAUCAUAGCAAACUCUGCGACCGAUUUAUUCCGUAAACAAUCGACUGUCAGUGGCGAAGCUGAUACUUAAUCGAUUCAUUCAUCCUCGUCCGAGCCAAAAAAUAAACUAUUUGGAUAAAACUAAUCGUUUGGUAAGUUAUUGAACUUUAAAUUUGUAUGCCUAUAAAUAUCAAACACAUUUUAUAUUACGGGGAUUCAGUUAACAGCGUAAAAUGAUUAAACUGAUUAAACGUCGCGAUCACCAAGGCAAUCUUUGAUUAUUUCAUUCGCAAAAUCAUGAAACAUUUCAAAUAAGCAGAAAAUCAUUGCUUACGCAGCCAUUUAAUCUGUUUAGUGAGUACCUCUAUUGAUUUAGGUGAAAUUCUGGGACAAAUGUGGCGUUGCAAGAUCUCUCGAUAUUUUAGCGCUCGAACGACAGAUGCGCGGACGAGGAGUGGCUCGAGUGUGCGCUGCAGUUACGCGUGAUCCUACGAUAAAAGUGACAAAUUUCUACCAUGAGUGGCCGUUGAAGGCUACAUCACCGUGACCAAAAAUAUGAAUGUGUUAGUAAAGUAAAAAUGUGUACCAUGCUUUAAUUUGUUUUUAUUUCUAUGUAAAAUAUAAUUAUUUUCAUCGAUCCGCUUGUCUAGGCCAGUAUCUUUGGAGGUAUUCAAAACAGAUUAUUUUCGCUAUACAUCCAUCAUGAAGUUCAUGCACUUAUUCUAACUUGUUUUCUUUUCUUUUGUACCGUCGAAUCGCUGUAGUUACAAGUGAUGAUUCCUGGAAACUGGUAAUAAAAUAAAGUUUGAAAAAUGAUAUGCAUAACAAAUCAUCAAUUGGAAAUUACCAUAGAUGUCUGCCCAUGCAUAGCAUAUAACUCUCACUCCAUCAAUGUUGUUGCAUACAUAAACGACCUCGAAAGACAAUUUAAAAUUUGAAAUUAUCCUCUCAAUUAGAUGCAUAUAAGAAACGAGCCUCAAAAACCGCACUGAACAAUUACGGAAUCAGAUAAACAAUGUUUGUUUUAUGAUUCAUCUGUCAUAGCCUUGAUUUCAGCCACUACGAUUACUUUGAUAAUAAUGUGGUAAUAUCUAGGGUAAUAUAUUAAAAUACCGUAAAUAUACUAAUAUACUUCUUAUACACAAAUUAUGCUAAUACGUGUCUAGCCCCUUGCAAAUUUCCAGGGCCCGUAGCGUAGUGGCUACACGUUCACUUCAUAAGUGGAUGGUCAUGGGUUCGAUCCCAGCCCGGCACUUGCAAUUUUUCGUCAGUUGCUCUUCCCCCCGAGAGUGGCUGGCACCUGACCCUCUUCAGAGCAUAUGCUCCAACGGACCCGGAAACCUGGAUAUCGGCUAACGACAACUCAUAAUGGACCCCCAAUCGGACUGGAAAAGGAACAAGAGCCACACAUCAACAUCCUCGUGCUCAUCAUUCUACCAUGAUAGUGUAGAAAGUGAAAGCAGCGCAACGGAAUCCAGUUCGAUCUAGUAGAAUUAUAAUAGAAUACAUUUAGGAGCUGUACAAAGUGUAAGUACAGCUUCCAAUUGGAAUCGCUCACGCAGUGCCCGGGUGGACAAAAGAGCUGUAAAUUAGGUAAAGAAGUGAUUGAAGAAUGAAAAAAAAGGAACAAAUUCUAAAGAAAUCCCAUGAGCUUUUUCAAGUCUUAGUUUUUUUUUUUCAUAUAAAGUUGGGCCACCCUAAUUAUAUGAGCCUCGGACCUAAAAAGAAAAAAAACUGCCCAGCAAAUUACUACCAGUAACAUGGCCAGUAAUCACACCCAGGUAACCAAUAAGCAGCUGAAAUGGUAUUAAUUCAGCACUAUAUGCGCCUUUGCAGCAGGUCUGCUGCUAUCGCACUGUCAAAUACCAAUCGAACACACCACACGAUUCCGUAAAAUUACUUUUUCUUAACUGCUAUCUCUGCCAACCCCCUGAAGAAAGCGUUAGUUCUUGAACGGGCUCGUUUACGAAAUUUCAGCCUGCCUUGCAAUCUGCUACGUGCGGAAGCGAACUUUGUCGUACGAAUUAUCGUGCAUUUGAGAAACGAUCGUUUACACAUUUGUUCAAUGCCUUUAUUGUUCUUUAUUAAAUUUACAAGACGCACAAGCAUGGAAAUACAUUUCGUCCAUUCAAAACAACGCUGAACUCAAUUAUAUGUGAAUGUCACGCCUGCACUAACAGAAAAAAUCACUGUUUUCAGCUUAAUGCAACCGCCCAUUCAAAUCAGCACCACGUCCUGCACCAAAUUUUUGGCUUCACCCCAGUUAUGCGUGGAUGACAGCCAUUUCAGGGGAUUGAUCUCUGUCUACAAGAGGUUUGAGUUCAAACAAAAGCCCUCACGUUGAGCUCUUGGGCUCAAAGGGGACCUCUUCAGGACCGCCCUUAACGGAGCGCUUAGAACUACCAGUAAGAUACAAUUCACUAGAAUGAAAAAAAAAACAAUAGAAUUAUUGACAAGCAACCUUGUCUACUGAUUCAAUACAUGCGCCCCAAUAAAACAUACCAUUUUAAAAUUUGAUAGGAUUCCAAGCCUUUAGAUAAAUUUUAGAUUACCGUAUGAAUAUGAGUAAAGCAUACUCGUGAGUGAGUAUCUGCACGUCAAUACUCACGAGUGAGUGUGAGUUGUACAGCGCUUACUCAAAUGUGAGUAAUACUCACGGUGAGUUUAAGGUGUACUGCUCAUACUCACUCGUGAGUUUGACUAGUUGUGUGAGUACUCGCUCAUUUCGCAACACUGCCACUGGGACUAGGCCUGCCUCGCUUCAACUUAGUGUUCUUUGAGCACUUCCACAGUUAUUAAUUGAAAGGCUUUCUUUGCCUGCCAUUGCAUGAAUUUGUAUAUUGUGAGGCAAGUACAAUGAUACUCUAUGCCCAGGGAGUCGAGAAAAUUUUCCCGACCGGAACGGGAAUCGAACCCGCCGUCUCCGGAUUGGCGAUCUAAAGCCUUAACCACUAGGCUAACUGAAGACCCAUAUAUUCAUUGUUCGGUUAAUUUACCACAUGCUUCCAAGCAAGUCAUCGUAUGCUGCACUUCCAAAGGCCUUCCGGUAUUUUUUAGCCAGUGAUGCUGAUACUCACCAUAUCAUCUGGGAUAGCUUAGACAUUAACUUGAAAGGCGCCAUUAUGAUGGAACACUUAAGUAGUGCUGAUCUUGGAUUACUUAACAACCUUCAUGGUAUGCGUCUGUGAAGACUACCAGACUACCUUUGGUGGAACUCUUAUCUGUCGAAGCUUAGGAAACAAUGUAGAAAGAAUUGAAACAGACGACGUUCGGCUGGAUCAGUGGCUUUCGAGUCGGCUCGCAAGGCCUACCAGAAAGCUCUUCAGUUUGAUGAACGAUCCGGCAGUUAAAAAGCAUUGUACAAAUGUUCCCAGUUUGAGUGAAGUCAGUCGGUUGAACAAAAUCCAUGCAAAAUCUUAGGAUUUCCGAGAGACCGAACUUUGUUUGCCAAAUGGGGAUUUCAUUUCCUCUGCUGAGGAAGUUCAAGAAUGUUUAGUGUAGUUUCGCUGGAUGUGUGGGUAUUACAUAUUCGGAUGAACCUUUUCUUGUAGUUAUUAUUCUCUGUCUUCAGGAAUAACAUAACUUUAGAAUCGACUGAGUGGGCACUUGAUAGAUUGGCUUCUUUCAAAUCACCUGGAGCAGAUGAGAUAAAUCCUACUGAGAAAGCAUUCAGUCAAAAGCAAUUUUAUUUGGGUGUUGUCUUAGAUAUCGAGGGUGCUUUUGAAAACGUGACUUUUGAUGUCAUGUUGGAAGCCGCACGGAGUCAUGGUACAUCUCCAAUGAUUUCCAAUCGGAUUUAAGCUCCAGCAAGUGGCUUUAAUGAAUAUGGAAUAUUUGAGCGAACUUUUUGUUUUUCCAAAUUUAAUUUUCAUACAUAAUUGAUUUUUUUUUUCAAAUAUCUCGGAAACCAGUGGAGAUAUCGCAAUUUUGAGCACAAUCACCGAUUUAGUCUAGAAAUGUUAUGUUUGAAAAUUAAAUUUGAAAUGUUUUUUUUGAAAGUUUGCUCCAUCAAAAAAUUCAAUUAAAUCCUGGGUGGCGCAUAUCCCGGAAAGAUUUUCUAAAAUUAGUCCCGUCCUAUUGCCAUAACCAUCAUGCUUGUGUUGUUCUUAUUCUAACGGAGCGCAAGAUAGUUGAAGAUAAAUUAAAAAUUUGAGGUCUGGAGCUUAUUUGCAGCUCCCCUACUGUCUUAUUCUGUGGGAUUCCACAUCGCAGUUGAACAUUUAUGCGUAAACUAAAAACACUGGUGAAUGCAUUAGAAGUUAAAAAUUUUAAAAGAAAUACCACAACGAACAGCAAAACAUUUUUUCCCUAUCAUGAUUCACAUAGGCCUAAUAGUUACACCUCCGUUUCCCUCGUAUCGCCCGAUUUUAGCACGACAUAGUUCAAGAACAAAGCCUCAGAAGCUACAACGUUCUUAUCAAGCACCAUGAUAACCGCUCUGACUUGGACGCAUUUCAUACCGUAGUCUGUGUCUCACUACGGACGGACACAACGCAUCAUCGCCGCCUAUCUAUCUGUUUAUUUGUUCAUUCACCUUAGUCGUCUCGCAAUUAUCACAACCAUUGCCAUGGUGGUGCGGCGUUGCUGCUGGAGCCGGCAGAGGAAGUAAGGCGUUUUGUUUAUGUUGUCAUUCCGGCCUCAAUAGCAGCACUGAGUUCGGACGGAUUUCUGUUGUGUACUAACAAAUAGACCAACGUUGAAACAACACGGCAGCUGUGUGUCUAUUGUUGAAACCAACGGCGGUGGCAGUGCGUUGAUCAUUAUUGUUAACGGUACAUACAUGUGACUUCGGAAUGGAGCAUGAUUAAGUCAGAUUUAAUCCAAAUGUAAGAAAUUUCGUCUGAUGUAAGUACUUCAUUGUUUUUAAAUGGUAACACUGCCUUAAAAAUAAGGCGUCAAAAGUGUAUAGAACGAGUAGUUGAUUUUUAGAAUCGGAAUUCCAAACUGGUUUCAACCUUUCGUUAUCGAACCAUUGACACCACAUAGGAUGACGAUGAUUAACAAGUACGAUAUGGUAUGGCAUGGAGAAUGACAAUGAACAGCACUAGACAGACAGACAGGGUACGAUAGCAGCGUUGUGAUUCGUUGUUACAUUCCACGUGACGAAAGGAUGGUAGGAUGGGAACUUGUGGCAACACAUUGUUGUGGUAUUUUUUAUUUUUUUUUUAAUAUAGAGAAAAAUAUGUUUAUUAAAAUAAACUCUUUAUCAGUUCGAUUCAACCGGAAUUCUGUUUUGAAUAAGACACGAACAAAAAACUUGUUUGAUUUAACCAAACCCGGAAAUUGAAACAAUAUGACAUUGGUUGUUAGGAACUCUGAAAAAUUGAUUGAAAAAAAAUGCGUAAAGAGAAUUAUUAUUUUUGAUUUGAAGUACUAAUUAAUAAGAACAUUCAAUGUGAAUCUCCGUGUUACGCCCAAAAUUCCCUCCUUUUGACCGAAAAGAGGGAUUUUCACAUUUGCGCAUUUUGAUAGAUAUAUCACAAUAGGUGCCAGUGUACUACAAAUGUUUUUUUCAUUACCCUGAAAACUACAAGACCGUUCUACCUUUAUACGACACCUGGAUAUAAGCAAUAAAUUCGCACAGAAUUAAUUGGUUCCACGCUUCACCGUUUAAUUGCCACUUGCCGGAUGAGUAAUACUCAGAAAUGUUCUUUAUGACGACGCUUGGUUCUCCAGCUUGCCGUCGCUUCGUCGUGACCCUGUUUUAUUUUUGCAUGGUACUAGCAGCCAAUAUCACGUACGGCUACUACUGUAAGGUUAUUUGUAUGUUCUCCAUUUGUCAUUAGAUUACUGCUACUAGCGAUGAGUAAUAUUCAUUACUUAGAUUGAACAAUCAAUGCUCAUGCAUAGUUUAUCACCAAACUAGACUAGGGACAGUUAGACUCCCAGAGUUAUUAGGCUAACGCGAAAGAGGUUAUUACUAGUGUUAGCGGAAAUGGAAAACAUAGAUUCUUCUAGCAAUUAGCAAUUAUUUCGUUGGAGUCUAACGACUACACACAGUCCUAUCUCUAGCUCCCACUUGACAAACGAACGUUGCACUCAAACUCGUAUUAUCAUCAGUGCCUAUUCGAUGGAUCAGUUCACUCGAGAAAAGAUUAGCUGCCGCUGAUAGCGUCGUUACCCUUUGCCCAGCAGUGCCUGCUAUUAAGACCUGGUAUCGCAUUUUUCAUUGUAUCCAAGGAAUGCAUGUUUUUCAUCGUGAAUGAAAACAUUGCGUUAUCUGCUGUUAGUGAGUAACGGUAUAAGAAAAUUGCUCAAUUCAAUUGUGGAAAUGUAUUGAUGACGAUUUUCUUAAUUUUUCUACGGAGAGUUAAAUCAAUAUUGCAUAGCAGGAUAUAGGCCUCAGCAUUCCAAAAUUUAUCUGCUUGGCUAAACCAAGACUCGUCUCGUUUAUUCUGUAAACCCUUCACUUCUUCCUCCCUUUUGAAGGGCACCACUAUCAUUGAAAAAAAAAAAUGUGUAGAUAAUGUAAAAUAUAUAAUCCUGUCUUCGACAGGAUUCAAUAAGCCGGUGAUAAUAAGUUCAAGUCUAAAUAAAUCGUCGAUUGGCGCUAGUCCUCCAGUGAGCAACUGGCCUGAAGUAACAGAAGAUUGGAUAAAUACCCAUGAUAAUAUUCUUAUGGAUUGAUAGCGAGCAAUAGCGCGUGCUUACCGUAGAAGCAGAAGAGAAAGCAUAAUUUGUAGACACUGUACAGUACUUGUAUCAACGCAACACUCAAUGUGUUUCUCACUAACACAAUGUCCUAGCAAAGAAUGGAGUUAUGGAUGUAAUAUAUGAAAAUACAUUAUUAAUGGAUACUCUUAAGAAUAUGAACUUGUAUAAAAAAAGUCAUUUUUUUUUUCUCAUAAUCAAUUGUUCAUUCCACGGAUGACGAAGUGUGGUUCUGUUGUUUGUUACAAUAAUUACAUGGUUGGUAAUGCCAAGGUCCACGUCUUACGAACAUUCAUGGUGAUUAGCUACUUCAGCAAUGGCAAAUCACUGGACUGUUAUCACAUUUCGCCUUUUUUUUCUUUUAUCAAAUUUGCGUCAGUUGGUUGAUAAACGUCACCAUUUUUUUACUCCGUAAGUGAAUUAGGCAGGAUAAUUGAUUCCAUCGCAAAGAUCAACUUUUUACCGUAUGCUUGGUUUUUUUUUUCGAAGGAAUUCAAUAUGUGUUUGGCAACUCAUUGUAACUUUUUACAUGGAUCUAAAAUCGUGUUCAUGAAGGUUACUGUGAAGUAUAAUGAAAUUAAUUCUUCAGAAUAAAGCCUGUAUCCGCAAUAAUCGGCACACAGAAAUAUAGCUGUAACUCUGCAAUAGAUACAUUAAAAUUGCUGAAAUUUUGAAUGAUAAUAUCUUAAGAUGUGUUCAUUUCACCUGCAAAAUUUCAUGUGAAUCGGUGACGUAUCUUUUGUUGUAGCAAUGAAACAGUAGAACGCGAGCAAUUGAAUUUUGUACAGCCCCUGGUUUAGCUUGUCGUCACUGUAACUUUUGAAUUUUAUAAAGAAAAUGACUGAAAUUUUGAACACAAACCUCUCAAUUUACUUUACUUACAUAGGCAAAAUUUCAAAAAAAUCGAUGCACUAUCAACAAUUUUAUAGUCGAAACAUACAUUGGGGCUGACCGUGAUUUUAGCCCUUUAGACAAGAAUUAGUGAGCACCUCUUAUUGUUUCGAUUGUAUUGUUGAAAGUACUACACCAAUAAUCACCAAAUUUUGCAGGCAUAAUAUACACACAAUCAAUUACCUACUGUGAAAAUUUCAUGAAAAUUGACAGAGAUAUUCAAAAGUUAUGAAUGGACAAACAUCGCACAUAAAACACAUGCAACAUUUUCACUAACACUAUCCCAUAUCAACACCAGUAACUUUCAAUCCAAUUGAUACAAGUUGAUGAAAUUUGGCAAGAAAGUGUCUCUAUAAGUAUCAUAACUGCUCACGAAGUUUCAUAACUAUCCUCACAGAACUUUGAAUUGUAGCGGAAAAGAACCAUCUAGUAUGCGAAUGAAAAUUGGUGAUGAUUGUACAAAAUCUUAAAAACAUCGUCUGUUUGUUUCUCAUCCACAGUUAAAAGUAAUGCAUCGACUUUUAUGAAAUUUUGCAUAAAUAAUAAACAUACAUCAAAGAGUUCUCAGUUAUUUUUUGGCCAGUUUUUAUAGACUCAGUGCAGAGUUACUGCCGUACUUUUGUGUCCCGAUUAUUGUGGAUACAGGCUUUAAGUGUAUCCCCUGUCGAUUGCAAUAAUUAUUAGAUGACCAAAUCUUUCUAAUAUAAAAUGUUUUCAAGAACGUAUGUGGAGAUGUCAAUUGGGGAUUUAUCUAUCAAAGGGCUGUCCAUUUAUUACGUUAGGGAAUUUUCAGGAUUCUUUGACACCCCCAGCCCCCUUGUAAGAAUUUUUGUAUGAAACCAAAAUUAUUGUUGUAUAGCGCGUAAGAUUCCUCAAACCUACCCAUCCUCCCUAUUAACCCUUACAUAAUUAAUGGACAGCCCUCAAGCAGUGACAAGUCGAAGCUAGAAGUCAAAUGCUAGUGGCCGGUACCCGGUUCAUCAGGGAGCGGUACAGGGUGGCAAGAGUGGAAGAGAACCGCAGUAAGAAACGGCAGCAUGAAGAGAGUGUGAUUGCUAAGUCGCAGAAGAGCAUGGAUAGGAACGAUAUGAAGAGGUUUUGUGCAACUGCGCGCGGCACAAGACUGUGCCAGUGUACGCCAUGUGCAAUGACCGGAACGAAAUUCACUGAUAGACAAAACAAUGGUGACAGUCAGGUGGAAGGAGAACUACGAGAAUUCGUUAAAUGGUAAUGAUGAAGGAGUACUUAGGGACAUGAUAAGCAUUGUGGAUGACGGUCAAGCAGUGAAGCCACCAACACUGGAUGAGACUGAGAAGGCCCUUCGGGAGCUGAAUAACAGCAAGGUUGCUGGAAAGAACGAGAUCAUUGUUGAACUUCUUAAGCACGAAAGCGAACAGCUCUAUCAAUCAAUCCACCAGAUUCUGGUAAUGAUCUGGGAGGAUGAAGAAUUGCCCAACAACCUGAGGGGUUCCAUUUGAUGUUUAAGAUACUGUCGCAUGCCCUGUUCAACAGACUGAGACCUCUUGAGGAGCUUUUUGUCGGUGAUUACCAAGCUGAUUGUCGUGAGGGACGAUCAACAACGAAUCACAUUUCAACCUGCGGAUGAUCCUACAUAAGUUUCUGAAGUAUAAGUUGUAGAAUCACCAUCUGUUCAAUGAGUUUAAAGCAGCGUACGAUUCAGUGAAAAGAAAUUAGUCUUCGCAGAUUAUGUCCAAACAUAGUUUUCGGGUGAAACUAGUUAAGGUGAUACGCGCAACUUGGAUGGAACAAAAUCAAGUAUUCAGGUCGCACACGAAGUGUCUAUCUCAUUUAUGACCUUAGUGAAAUUUUAUGUGCGUAGCCAAAUGAAAAAUGUAUUAGUGGGAUCGACGGGUCGAACCAUAUAUUUACAGUACAGAAUGUCGUAAACAUCAGAACUAAACGUAUAGUUUUCUUAUCGACUUCAAAGUGACAUACGAUUGAAUUAACCGUACAAACCCAUGGAAAAUUUUAAACAAUAACGAGAUUUCCGGAAUCCUCUCAAGAUUGAUAAAAGAAACAAUAAGUGGUGCUGCAACCUGUGCUCUUAUCAGUAUACCGGCCUUGGGGCACUCUUCCGUCUCCUGUAAGUCUCGUCCUGGUAUCACCUCUUGCUCCCGUCCAUAGAUUUGUCCUUGCUCGAACCAGUUGAAUCUAGUUCAAAUUACUGACAAUUACACCUUAAAGACACAGACACGUAUGCUUCCAGUAAGCUAUUUGCUCUCUGAAGGAAGCACGACACUAGACAACGGACUAGCAUGCAACGCCCAGUGGCACAGCCGAAAACUUUUCCUGACAGCUGCGGUGGGAAUCGAACCCGCGCUCCUUAGCGCGAUGCGACUAAAGGCUUGGUGACCUUAGCCGCACGACCACGAAGCCACGCAUAUCUAUCUGUUCUAUAUUUCUUCAGACAGACAGGUGGAAGUACGAAAACGGUCAUACGUAUGGUGACUAGACUGAUAAGAGCAACGAUGGACGGUGUGCAGAACAGCGUAAGGAUUUCGGGUGAACUAUCCAGUUCAUUUGAAUCUCGACGGGGACUACGACAAGGUGAUGGACUUUCCUGCCUACUAUUCAACAUCGCCCUGGAAGGUGUUAUGCGACGAGCCGGGCUCAACAGCCGGGGUACGAUCUUCACGAAAUCCAGCCAAUUUGUAUGUUUUGCGGAUGACAUGGAUAUUAUUGCUAGGACAUUUGGAACGGUGGCAGAACAGUACACCCGCCUGAAACGUGAAGCAGCAAAGGUCGGACUGGUGGUGAAUGCGGCUAAGACAAAGUACAUGCUGGUAGGUGGGACUGAGCGAGACAGGACAAGCCUUGGCAGCAAUGUUACGAUAGACGGGGAUACUUUCGAGGUGGUAGAAGAAUUCGUCUACCUCGGUUCCUUGCUAACGGCUGACAAUAACGUGAGCCGUGAAAUACGAAAGCGUAUCAUCAGUGGAAGUCGUGCCUAUUAUGGGCUCCAGAAGAAACUGCGGUCAAAAAAGAUUCACCCCCGCACCAAAUGUACCAUGUACAAGACGUUAAUAAGACCGGUGGUUCUCUACGGGCACGAGAUGUGGACGAUGCUCGAGGAGGACAUGCAAGCACUCGGAGUUUUCGAGCGACGGGUGCUAAGGACGAUCUUCGGUGGCGUGCAGGAGAACGGUGUGUGGCGGAGAAGGAUGAACCACGAGCUCGCUGCACUUUAUGGCGAACCCAGCAUCCAGAAGGUAGCCAAAGCCGGAAGGAUACGGUGGGCAGGGCAUGUUGCAAGAAUGCCGGACAACAACCCUGCAAAGUUGGUGUUUGCUAACCAUCCGGUUGGUACAAGAAGGCGUGGAGCGCAGAGAGCACGAUGGGCGGACCAGGUGGAGCGUGAUCUGGCGAGCGUUGGGCGUGACCGACGUUGGAGAGCUGCAGCUGCAAAUCGAGUAUUAUGGCGGCAAAUUGUUGAUUCAGUAUUAUCAUGAAUUUGAUGUUAACUAAAUAAAUGAAU